GCAGGGCGCAUUUGUGUAUGACAUCAGAAUAUGUCCGCGCUCUACGUAUACCACCCACAGGCUGCCAAAGGCGUCAUCCAGCCUUCUGAACAGCUUUUCUCGAACGCGGUGUCCGAUAAUCACGUCCGUCUCCCUCGCCCACGCGCUGCUGAAGCACACGAGCAUCCCGAAGCCUGACGCACUGCGAGGGGCUUCUGUCGCAGCAAUGACGACCAACCGCCUGCUGAAGGCAAACGGCAUCCCGCUCGGACGCGUCUCCGAAUGGCACCCCCGAGCUUCUCGCACGCAAGGUACCCCACCAUCCGAAGCGGUAGGUGCUCUCACUACUCUUCAAGCCGUGGGGCCUCGAUGGAACGGCAUCAAGCCGUACGAGGCGCUCGAGGAGGCGCCAUUGCGUCCCGAGAUCGCCGACGCCCACCGCAGCCCCAACAGCUACAGCCCGCGGAGCGCCCCCGCAUUCGUCGCCGCCGACGAUCCGUUUGUGUGCCUCAACGUCGCACUUUAUACUCCGUACGCUACCACCAUGGUGCGCCCUGAUACCUACCACGGCCUCGACGGCCUUCACGAAUCACUCAAUUAA
Messenger RNA from Phanerochaete carnosa HHB-10118-sp, 580 nucleotides. RefSeq lists its product as uncharacterized. NCBI's taxonomy places the organism in Eukaryota, Fungi, Basidiomycota, Agaricomycetes, Polyporales, Phanerochaetaceae. The coding region runs from base 206 to 580 and encodes 124 amino acids. The record is from RefSeq and is a predicted model, not a curated record. The transcript has 2 exons.